AUGGCUGAUUUUGGCGAGAUCCUGAGGUCCAUUGGAGACUUUGGAUUAUUCCAGAAGCUCAUACUAUUGGGACUAUGCUUCCCAAAUCUUGUCCUGCCUUUCCACCUGGCCAGUUUGAUUUUCAUCCAGUCAGACCCUGAGCGCCACUGUAACACUGACUGGAUACUUAGAGCUGGUUCCAAUCUGAGCAGUGAGGAACAGCUGAAUCUGACCGUGCCCCGGCAGGAGGAUGGAACCUUCAGUAGGUGCCUGAUGUUUACCCCUGUAGACUGGGACAUUGACAUCAUUAGGGAGCAUGGACUCAAUCAGACCACUGACUGCCAGAAUGGAUGGGUGUACAACAAUAUAGUCUAUGAAGCCACCAUAGUCACUGAUUUUGAUCUUGUCUGUGGCAAAGCUAACGUUGUCGGACUUGCACAAACUGUGUUCAUGGCUGGCAUUCUUCUUGGUUCACUCUUGUUUGGACCUUUUGCUGAAUCAUUUGGUCGCCAACGAGCAACUCAAAUACCCAUGGUUAUUAUGCUCAUUUUUACUGUAACGACAGGCUUGUCUCCAAACUUUUACUUGUAUAUGGCAUCCCAGUUUUUAGUAGGGAUCGCAUAUGGUGGAUUUCGAAUCAACUGCAUUGUAUUAGCAACUGAAUGGGUCGGAGUGACAAAACGUUCUUAUGCGUCUUGUUUGAGUCAGACGUUCGGUGGAGUUGGCCAGUGCAUCCUUGCUGGCAUGAUCUUCUUCAUCCGAGACUGGAGACUUGCUCAGUUUGUCAUGGCUGUACCAAUAGCAGUGGUCACAGUGUACAUAUGGUUUAUUCCUGAAUCAGCCAGGUGGUUAUUGGAUCAGGGGAAAACAGAGGAAGCUAAGAAGUUGAUACUCAGGGUAGCAGCCAUCAACAAACACACAGUUCCAGAUACCAUUCUAGAGAAGAUAGCUGAGGAGAAAGUUGUUCAGAAGGGAGGCAUACUCAUUCUCAUCAGAUCUCCUGUACUUAGGAAAUACUUCUUAACUAUUACUCUUGCAUGGUUCUCGUUAAACCUCUCGUACUACUGUCUGUCCUUGAACGUUGGAAACUUUGGCCUGGACAUCUUCUUGACACAGCUCAUGUUCGGACUCACAGAGAUACCAGGUCAUAUACUCUGCAUCUUUAUACUGGAAUAUUUGGGGAGGAAGAUAUCCUUAAUGUCUACCCUUCUGUCGGGCGGAUUCACAUGCUUCCUAAUCCUGGCUGUUCCACAAG
Messenger RNA from Oncorhynchus tshawytscha (Chinook salmon), 1234 nucleotides. Its product is annotated as solute carrier family 22 member 13. Gene Ontology annotation, biological process: transmembrane transport. Lineage: Eukaryota; Metazoa; Chordata; Actinopteri; Salmoniformes; Salmonidae. The transcript has 7 exons. The record is from RefSeq and is a predicted model, not a curated record. The annotation marks the transcript as partial. Gene Ontology annotation, cellular component: membrane. Gene Ontology annotation, molecular function: transmembrane transporter activity.